AUGGGGCUGUUUUACCUUACCGAGGUUUGGGUGUUUUGGUAUCUGCGGGGAUUGAGAGUAGUUGCGGUUGAUGUGAAGUAUAACAGAGUUCAAGUAGAGGAGCUGUGUCUGGAGACGAUGGUGGAUUUCAAAGGAGGAGAGUACUAUGAUAAUGAGGAAGCGGCAGUCUUUCUGCGCUAUGAAAAGUUAUUCGGGCACUGCAAGCUAUGUGCUAGUCUUUGUCACAAGGAGGAGCUAUGUCCUUUAGAUGACAAUAAUUUAAAGUCGAGCCCAGAGAGAAGAAGGGAGCUUAGAGAAGGCAAUGGAGCGUGGACAGAUGGUACGAAACAUGAGGAUCGAGCUCGUAGUUAUAAGGGUGUGGUCAUCAACGGGCAACCGGGUCAACAGAACAAAGAAAGAGACAACCGGGAAAACUAUGGGAAAGGAAAGGGAAAGGCGGUUGAUGUGGUGGACUCUAAGUGGGUCAAGGUAGCUGAGAAGGGAUCUAGGAAGCCUUCUACCUACUAUGGAAGUUAUAGAGGAGAUGGUGAGGGCUCUCGAUACAGAAACACGCGGAGGGAUGAGGGGAGAAGUGGAGGCACACGUGGGGGAAGGACUCCAGUUUCCGCAGUUAGGGAAGAAGGGGAGAUCAAGGGUACUGGUGAUGAUGCAGCGACUGACGAGUUUCAACUUGAACUAGCUAAGACGCAGGCGGAAGGAUCAGAGGCGAUAAUUGACACUACUGAGAAGGAGAUGGGUUUAAUCAAGCUCAAGGGAGUGAUGGGGCAACAGGAGGACAUAGCAGCUGACAUUGAUAUGGAAAUAGAGGCUAUUCAUGCUUCCAUAUUGGAGAAUGGUGAGGAUGUGGAGGUAGAGGAUGAGUUUCAGACUCUCUCGGAGGAGGAAGCUGAGCAACUGGCUGAGGUUGAUGGGCAAGAGGAACUGGUGAGUGGUGAUGGCAACAACGCAACGGUAGCAGAUGACAUGGCGACGAGACAGAGUAAUCGCAGGAGGCUGCUCAAACCCAGCACAGCGGGUAGCAACAAGAUGAGGAUGGCAAGCUCGCUUCUCUCUCCACGCAAACGUGCUGUAGCUAAGGUGGGAAUUCGUCAGGGUGAUGGUGGUAAACCGUUAGAAAGAAAGGGGCCUUCAAACCCGAAGUCAACGAACCUCAACUUUUAA
Molecule: messenger RNA, 1161 nt
Organism: Brassica oleracea var. oleracea
Lineage: Eukaryota; Viridiplantae; Streptophyta; Magnoliopsida; Brassicales; Brassicaceae
Exons: 2
Coding region: 1-1161 (386 amino acids)
Source: RefSeq, a predicted model, not a curated record